Molecule: messenger RNA, 543 nt
Organism: Diatraea saccharalis (sugarcane borer)
Lineage: Eukaryota; Metazoa; Arthropoda; Insecta; Lepidoptera; Crambidae
Source: the annotation of a GenBank genome assembly
AUGGUACCAUUACACUUUAUUGCCAAAGUAGAUUUAUAUGCCAAAUGUGUAUUUAAUAUAACAGCGCGAAUUAGUAUAAAAAAGACAGAUUUCCCGUGUUAUAGAGUUCAGCUUGAUGGCAAAUGGUACAUCGCAGCGAUCGCGUCAGACCUCCGAGUGGAAGCCGACUGUGCCAUGCUCAUGUUCAAUCAUAUGAACUCCACUGAUGUAUCUAUCAGCUGGGUAGCGAACAACUCCAUAUCAUAUUACAACGGAUCUGUUUCCAUCAUCGUUGACCCCAACAGCAACAGUACAGUGUUGGGAGAUUUGCUUCAGGUCACAUAUACUGACGAGAUAUGGAAAUUAACGCGGACUCCGCAUUUGAAGGAGAGCGACGCGGCGAAGUUGGACCAGGCUAUUGCAAAUUAUAGUUUGCAAGCGACCAAGUUCAAAAUGUUCAAUAACACCGAAGACACCUGUAGUAUUAGUGGGGGAUUCCACCUAGAUCCAUCUAUAGUAUUGACCUCGGCGGCAGCCCUGACUAUGUUCAGAAUGUUUUACUGA